Molecule: messenger RNA, 1299 nt
Organism: Onychostoma macrolepis
Lineage: Eukaryota; Metazoa; Chordata; Actinopteri; Cypriniformes; Cyprinidae
Gene: cnrip1b
Product: cannabinoid receptor interacting protein 1b
Exons: 3
Coding region: 298-786 (162 amino acids)
Biological process (GO): negative regulation of signaling receptor activity
Cellular component (GO): plasma membrane
Molecular function (GO): type 1 cannabinoid receptor binding
Source: RefSeq, a predicted model, not a curated record
UGGUUUCGUGGUCCAGGGUCACAUAUUUGACUGAUCAAUUACCCAAACGCACCAAUGCAGUAGGGGUUAAUCUGAAGUGUGCUCCACCGCCUCUCUCUUGAUCUCAUUAGGUCACACUGACACACGCUCGUGCGGAUUACUGUUCUCGUGCGGAUUAUGGACAGGAACAGCAGACAUGACUUUGGACGUGCUUUCUGCGAUGCAUUGUUUUACGCGUUACGGCGUAACGAUUUAGUUCAGCCUGAAAUAUCUUGACCUGUUUCCUCACACCUGACUGCCUCAGCGUCGUUCGGCAUCAUGGCUGACAUACCCCAGCUGAUUAAAAUCGGCGUUUCUCUGAAAACCACCCCAAAUAACGGACCCGUCUACUUCAAAUCGGACGGGACGAGAUUCGGUCAAACCCGAACCAUCAAAUUACUGACGGGAACUAAAUACAGGAUCGACGUGGUCGUUAAACCGGGAGCGGUUGAGGCGACAUCCAUGACUAUUGGCGGAGUGACUUUUCCUCUGGAGCAGCAGUCUAAAGACCCUCAGUCUGUAGUGUACACUGGGGUGUAUGACACUGAGGGAGUAGCACACACCAAAUCCGGAGAGAGGCAGCCUGUUCAAGUCAACAUACAGUUCACUCAGGCCGGGCUUUUCGAGACCGUCUGGCAGGUCAAGUUCUACAACUACAACAAGAGAGACCACUGCCAAUGGGGCAACAGCUUCAACAGUAUCGAGUACGAGUGCAAACCCAACGACACACGCACCCUCAUGUGGAUCAACAAAGAACUGUUCCUGUAAAAGAGUCCGUGAUCACCUGUGAGAGAAGACAAUCUUAUGAAGAAACAGAUGCUGGGCUGGACAGCACACUGAAGUAUGAAUCAGCGGUUCCUGAGAGUGUAAGGGACGUAGCCGUUUGUGAUGAAGUGGGAGUUUUGUUGGAUUUAUCUCGGUGCUGCUGGAAAAUCAAUGCACUGUAUCUGAUGCAAUAGUUGCACUUUACCCUGUUUGUUGUAGCUUUGUCUCUUUUGCAGUUUUUCUUCCAGUUGUCUACCUCUGAAGAACCCAGUGAGGAUGAAGUUUACUUUUAUAUUUGAGUUUACAGAUUUUAUAUAGAUUUUAUGUUAGACUCGUUAAUCCACGUAAAUGUAAAUUUUACCCGUAUCUAUAUAUUUCUAGUGUGUCUUUUUAUUAGUAUUUUGUAAUGGUGCAUUGUGAUGUAUGUGCAAUAAUUGUAAGUUGGGUGUAUUUUUCCAUAUUUUUGCAUUUUUCAAAAUGGUAAGACUGUUUGAAGGAAAAAUAAAGUAUACCAAA